AUGGCGGCUCCGGGCUUUCCCCCAGCUGCGGCGCCCCCGGCCGCGCCCGCACUGGCGGCGACCAUCAUGACGCCGUUCGUGGAUCUGGCGGACCGCGUCGUCCGGCCUUUCCUGGACGGGGUGGAGAUCGCCGGCACCGUGCACCAGGCGCCGGAGGCGGAGCAGGCGGUCGUCGAGGCUAUCCUGCACCACAUGUGGGCUGAGGCGCACAAGCAGUGGGCCACCCACAUCGCGGUCCCGGCACCGGUGACCACGCCGGCCUCGUCGGCGGCUGCCCCUGGAGCGGUGGUGCCGGCCCUGCCCGGCGACAAGCCGCCGAAGACGUUCCCGGAGCCGCUGGUCAAGCGGUACAACGAGGAGUACACGGCGGUCGGCUUGGGAGAGAUUUUGCAGCGGCGCACCUUCAUGGCGGCCAUGGAGGUGAACCCGCUGGCGAUCACAAGGGGGGUCCUCGGCGUCAUCGACGGCAUCGAGGCGGUGCGCUGGGCGUGGACCCUCACCGGCGUGGCCACGGAGAAAGGGGCGGCGGAGUACGCCCAGUGGUGGACGUCGAAGGCCCGGCAGCGCCCAUCCCAGCUCGAGGCGAUCACGGAGUACUGGGACGCGUCCUCCCGGCGCCUGGCAAUGCAGAUGAACAAGGUCAGCGAGGGCUUCAACCCGCCCGACCCGGAGACGGACGGCCCGCACGGCCCCACGGCGCACCAGGGGUACCAGCCCGGGCCCGGGCCGCAGAAGGUGAAGAAGAACCGAAUGUGGUCGGCGUCGGCCAAGGAGGUGUCCGACUGCCUCGGCGUGGAACCGGCGCUGGUGUGCGCCUCCGAUUUUGGGUGGAUCUCGCGGCCGAGACUGUGGUGGCUCUCGGCGGACCUCCGGCAGCACACGGAGGACCCGGCCACCGGCGCCCCCCUGGUCUGGACCAAGAAGGGGCCAUUCCAUCGUCUUCGGCUGGAGGAGGCCAGGGCGGCGGCGAGCACACUGCUCCCGGUGGGCAUGGCCUUUCACCCGGCAGUGGCGUCGAGCAGGCUGCUCCUGCCAUGGCGCCGAAGAGAGCCAGGGGCGAGAGCCAGGUGGCUGGCGGACUCCCGGCAAUUCGCCCCCUGGCACUACACAGAGGAGGCGAUGCUACAUGACGAGGCCGGCCGGCUCCACAACAUCCCCGUCGGCGUCAAGGAGGCUCUCCACCACAUGCCGGGGGGGUACACGGACCUCGGCGACGGAGAAGACAGGACCGCACAGGAUGGUGGCCAAUGGGUGGCACUGGGGAGUGGCCCGGCGCCUCUUGGCAAUGCUCAUGGCCCUUACUGUGGCACAGCCGGCGGAGGCGUCGGUGCCAGUAGCACCGAGGACCACCACGGUGGCGGCGGCAGGCACUUCAACUGA
This is a messenger RNA of Symbiodinium sp. CCMP2592, 1380 nucleotides long. The record is from the annotation of a GenBank genome assembly. Lineage: Eukaryota; Dinophyceae; Suessiales; Symbiodiniaceae.